AUGGCUUUAGAGGAAAUCAAAGAAAAAUUUGCGGGAAAAUGGAAACAGGACAGAAAAGAAAAUUUUGAAGAAUUUUUGAAAGUUAUGAAAAUUAAUUAUGUUAUGAGGAAAAUGAUGAACAAUGUAAAUCCAGAAGAAGAAAUCUCAGUAGAAGACGACCAUAUCGUAGUCAGGUUUAAAGCCGGACCCAUGACUAAAGAAAGCAAGUUUAAACUGAACGAGGAAUUCGAAGAAGAACGAAUGGGAAUAAUGAUGAAGAUAAUAGGUCGCUAUGAAGACGGGAAGAUAAAAAUGGAAUGUUCACCAACAGAUAAGGAAAUGAAAGUUCAACAUGCUACUCGAGAACGUGUCGGAGAAGAAGUUUUACUUACCGUGGUUGUUGGAGAUGGUGACGUCACGUGUAAAAGAUAUUUCAAAAGAGUACCAACGUAA
Messenger RNA from Lottia gigantea (owl limpet), 432 nucleotides. RefSeq lists its product as hypothetical. NCBI's taxonomy places the organism in Eukaryota, Metazoa, Mollusca, Gastropoda, Lottiidae. The coding region runs from base 1 to 432 and encodes 143 amino acids. Gene Ontology annotation, molecular function: fatty acid binding. The record is from RefSeq and is a predicted model, not a curated record. Gene Ontology annotation, biological process: fatty acid transport. Gene Ontology annotation, cellular component: nucleus; cytosol. The transcript is spliced from 4 exons.